UGACCUAUCGCUUUCUGGAUCUAGGGUUUUCUCGCUUCUUCAACACCAAAACACAAACCCUAAAAACCAUUGAUUGUUUUUUCUUUUUUUAAAUAUUUUCUCCUAGACGGGAAAAUUAGAAAAGCAAAAUCGAAAAUCAACAAAUCAAUCGAGGCGAAGAAGAAAGCAAGCGAGAAAAGAAAGAAGCCAUCCAUUAUUAGGGUUUUUCAAAUUUUUUUUUUCAGAUCAAACACCCAAAAAAUUCACAGAUCUACGUAAACAAAUCUGACCAAAAAAAAGGAGAAACCCUAAUUUUUGCCUUUGAUCCUUCAAUUUGGUUUCAGUUUAUUGUUAUUGAACUUGCAAUCUGCAAAAAAUCUGGUCAAAUCUUAAAGAAUUCGAAUCGAUCGAAACAACUAGUAAAAACUUUGUGUUUUGUUUUGUUGUUGUUGUUGAUGAACGAGAUUUUGAUGAGAAAUUGAACGAGAAAUUGAGGAUCUGAAUCUGAUGACGAGUAUGUACAAAUCGGUUGUGUAUCGAGGGGAGGAGGUGUUGGGGGAGGUGGAGAUUUAUCCACAACAACAACUACAACAACAACAACAGCUAAGGGAAGAAGAAGAUGAGAGGAAAAUAAUGGUGAUGGAAGAAGAAAUGAAGGAAAUCAGAAUAGAAUAUUUGACGCAAGGCAGUGAGAGAUGUCCACCACUGGCAGUGCUACAUACCAUUACUAGUAGUGGGAUUUGCUUCAAAAUGGAAUCGUCAAAGGACAACAACUACUCUUCUUCUCAGGACUCGCCUCCGCUUCAUCUUUUGCACUCCGAAUGUAUCAGAGACAACAAGACUGCAGUGAUGCCUAUGGGAGAUUGUGAGCUCCAUUUGGUUGCAAUGUAUUCUAGGAAUAGUGACAGACCCUGUUUCUGGGGAUUCAAUGUCUCAAGGGGACUCUAUGAUUCUUGUCUUGUCAUGUUGAACCUUAGAUGUCUUGGGAUUGUAUUUGAUCUGGAUGAAACUCUCAUUGUUGCGAAUACAAUGCGCUCAUUUGAGGACAGAAUAGAAGCUUUGCAGCGAAAGAUGACCACCGAGGUUGAUCCGCAACGUGUUGCGGGUAUGGUGGCAGAGAUGAAGCGUUAUCAAGAUGAUAAGGCCAUAUUAAAGCAGUAUGCAGAGAAUGAUCAGGUUGUCGAAAAUGGGAAGGUCAUCAAGAUUCAGUCUGAGGUUGUUCCUGCCUUGUCUGACAAUCACCAACCUAUUAUUCGACCGCUCAUUCGAUUGCAAGAGAAAAACAUUAUUCUGACACGCAUUAAUCCACAGAUUCGUGAUACUAGUGUUCUUGUGAGAUUGAGACCUGCAUGGGAGGAUCUUCGAAGCUACUUGACUGCGAGAGGGCGUAAACGUUUUGAGGUUUAUGUUUGUACAAUGGCUGAAAGGGAUUAUGCUCUGGAAAUGUGGAGACUUCUUGAUCCAGAGUCAAAUUUGAUAAAUUCGAAAGAAUUGUUGGAUCGUAUUGUCUGUGUCAAGUCUGGUUCUAGGAAAUCCUUAUUUAAUGUGUUUCAAGAUGGAAUAUGCCAUCCAAAAAUGGCACUGGUUAUUGAUGAUCGCUUAAAAGUUUGGGAUGAGAAAGACCAACCUCGUGUGCAUGUUGUUCCAGCAUUUGCCCCGUACUAUGCUCCCCAAGCUGAAGCAAAUAAUACUAUCCCAGUUUUAUGCGUUGCAAGAAAUGUUGCUUGCAAUGUUAGAGGCGGGUUUUUCAGAGAAUUUGAUGAAGGCCUUUUACAAAGAAUACCUGAAAUUUCAUAUGAAGAUGAUAUUAAAGAUAUUCCUUCACCUCCGGAUGUGGGCAACUAUUUGGUCUCAGAGGAUGACACUUCUGCUUUGAAUGGAAACAAAGAUCCACUUCUAUUUGAUGGCAUGGCAGAUGCUGAGGUUGAAAGAAGACUAAAGGAGGCAAUUUCAGCUACAUCAACAGUCUCUUCAGCAGCCAUUAACCUAGAUCCAAGGCUCACCCCUUCUCUUCAGUACACCAUGCCAUCUUCUUCUAGUUCAAUUCCACCAUCAGCAAGUCAGCCUUCCAUAGUCUCAUUUUCCAACAUGCAGUUUCCUCUGGCAGCUCCAGUGGUUAAACCAGUGGCUCCUGUUGCAGUCCCAGAACCAAGCUUGCAAAGUUCCCCAGCUAGAGAAGAAGGUGAGGUUCCAGAAUCAGAAUUGGACCCUGAUACAAGGAGGAGGCUUCUGAUUUUGCAACAUGGGCAAGAUACAAGAGAUCACACACCACCUGAACCUGCAUUUCCGCCUGUAAGACCUACAAUGCAAGUUUCAGUUCCACGUGGGCAAUCACGUGGAAGUUGGUUUGCUGCAGAGGAAGAGAUGAGCCCACGACAACUGAACCGAGCAGCUCCCAAAGAAUUUCCUUUAGAUUCUGAACGAAUGCAUAUUGAGAAACAUCGACAUCCACCCUUUUUCCCUAAGGUUGAAAGUUCUAUUCCAUCUGAUAGACUUCUUCGUGAAAAUCAAAGAUUGUCAAAAGAGGCACUUCAUAGAGAUGAUCGCUUGGGGUUAAACCAUACACCAUCUAGUUAUCAUUCAUUUUCAGGUGAGGAGAUGCCCCUUAGCCAAUCAUCGUCUAGCCACAGGGAUCUUGACUUUGAAUCCGGACGAACUGUUACAAGUGGAGAAACUUCAGCUGGAGUUUUACAAGAUAUUGCAAUGAAGUGCGGAGCCAAGGUGGAAUUUAGACCAGCUUUGGUUGCUAGCCUGGACCUGCAAUUCUCCAUUGAGGCUUGGUUUGCUGGGGAGAAAGUUGGUGAAGGAGUCGGUAGAACAAGAAGAGAAGCACAACGUCAGGCUGCUGAGGAGUCCAUAAAAAACUUAGCUAAUACAUACUUGUCACGUAUUAAGCCUGAUUCUGGGUCUGCUGAAGGGGAUUUAAGUAGGUUGCACAACAUAAACGAUAAUGGCUUUCCCGGUAAUGUGAAUUCUUUUGGGAACCAGCUAUUGGCUAAAGAGGAAUCUUUGUCAUUUUCAACUGCAUCAGAACAAUCUAGGCUUGCUGAUCCAAGACUAGAAGGCUCCAAGAAAUCUAUGGGUUCAGUCACUGCACUUAAAGAAUUAUGCAUGAUGGAGGGCCUUGGGGUAGUUUUUCAACCACAGCCUCCAUCUUCAUCUAAUGCAUUGCAGAAAGAUGAAGUAUAUGCACAGGUGGAAAUAGAUGGGCAGGUUUUAGGGAAAGGGACUGGGUUGACAUGGGAAGAGGCUAAGAUGCAGGCUGCUGAAAAGGCCCUUGGAAGUUUAAGAUCAAUGCUUGGUCAAUAUAGUCAGAAACGUCAGGGUUCUCCAAGGUCAUUGCAAGGUAUGCAAAAUAAACGCCUAAAGCCGGAGUUUCCCAGAGUUCUGCAGCGGAUGCCCUCUUCUGGUAGAUACCCCAAGAAUGCUCCUCCGGUUCCUUGAAGACCUAAAAGCCUUCUGGUAGAUAUCUCAUUUUGAUAGUGAAGCAGCUGUUGUGACUUCUGUACAGUACACAAUAUAGACAACGGGGUGAGGGCUAUUGAUGACCUGCAACCCAAGUUGACUGUUAAACCUUGGUGUUUCUUGCAUAACAUGUCUGAAGCCCGACAGAUGAGAGUUGUCAAUGACUUAAAAUUCUCCAGAAAGCAUGAGGAGAUGUUCAGGAUUUGCAUUCACCAUCUUAUCCUCGCCUCGUGGACAUUCAUUCAGACAGAUGAUAAAUUCGGUAAUGUAAUGGUUUUUCUCCUCAAAAAUGCUUAGCAACCCACAGCCACAAGGUGGCAAAAAGGGAGGUGUAACAUAGCUCUCUACUCGCUGCUGCAUGUGCCAAAUUCUUGGCGGAACUUGGUUUUUUCUUGAAGCAGUAGUAACGGAAUACUGGCACUGAUAUGCAAGACACAGGGCACAGGCACUGCUUCUUGUUGUCAUUGAAAGACUCAACAGCGCUUUCUAACCAUAGCCCAGAGCCCAACUAACUGGUUUGCUAUCUCUGUCCAUCCGUGAGAAAAAAACCAAAGAACAAAUUACACUUAGAAACCAGAGUCUUGACAUUGGUGAAAUUUGUCCACUUCUCUGAGCUCAUGUAAUACAAUUUUUGAUGAUCUACGACGUGUUUGGUUUUCCU
Molecule: messenger RNA, 4105 nt
Organism: Theobroma cacao (cacao)
Lineage: Eukaryota; Viridiplantae; Streptophyta; Magnoliopsida; Malvales; Malvaceae
Gene: CPL1
Product: C-terminal domain phosphatase-like 1
Molecular function (GO): RNA polymerase II CTD heptapeptide repeat phosphatase activity
Source: RefSeq, a predicted model, not a curated record